Molecule: messenger RNA, 3430 nt
Organism: Trichomycterus rosablanca
Lineage: Eukaryota; Metazoa; Chordata; Actinopteri; Siluriformes; Trichomycteridae
Gene: arhgap10
Product: Rho GTPase activating protein 10
Exons: 23
Coding region: 292-2604 (770 amino acids)
Biological process (GO): signal transduction
Cellular component (GO): cytoplasm
Molecular function (GO): protein binding; GTPase activator activity
Source: RefSeq, a predicted model, not a curated record
GAGUUUAUUUGAUAGUUGUAUUUGCUUCAUUGUGGAGGUCACAGAGCGGAUCAGGGCUGCUGAACCCCGGACUCGGAGCAGGAGGACCGUGUUAAUGAAGUUAGGUGAAGUUUCUCUGCUCGGGUGUUGAUCCAGAAAUAGAGCAGGACGCGCAGAAAUAGUCGAGCGGCGCAUUGCAAAACUCAUGCAGCUUUUAAUAUCCCGUUUUUAUCGUAGUGAACUUGAGUGAACUUGAUUGAAGAGUUUGUCUGUUACUCAAGUGACUGAAAACUUUUGAAGAAAACGCACAACAUGGGCUUGCACCCUCUGGAGUUCAGUGAAUGUUACCUGGACAGUCCGGGUUUCAGAGACAAAAUCAAAGCUCAUGAAGCAGAGCUGGAUAAAACCAACAGAUUCAUUAAGGAACUUUAUAAAGAUGGAAAAAACCUCAUCAAUGCAACCAAACAACUUUCUCAAGCCCAGCGUAAGUUUGCCCAGUGCUUGGGGGAUUUCCAGUUUGAGUACAUCGGGGACGCCAAGACUGACGACGAAAAGUGUAUUGAUGAGUCCUUACAGGAGUUUUCCUCCUUCCUCAGAAAUCUGGAAGAUCAGAGAGAACUGAUGAUGAAAAACAUAACCGAGACGCUGAUGAAACCUCUUGAGAAAUUUCGUAAAGAGCAGCUGGGAGCAGCGAAGACAGAGAGAAAGAAGUAUGAGAAGGAAACAGAGAAGUACUACACAUCACUGGAGAAACUCCUGAACAUGUCAGCAAAGAAGAAGGAACCGCAGUUACAUGAGGCAGACGUGAUGGUGGAGACCAUGAGGCAGCGCUUUCAGGAAGAGUCGCUGGAGUACGUGUGCAAACUGCAGGAAAUCCAGGAGAGGAAAAAGUUUGAGUGUGUCGAACCUAUGCUGGCUUUCUUUCAGACCGUCUUCACUUUCUAUCACCAGGGAUUCGAGCUGGCCAAGGAUUUUGAUCAUUACAAAAAAGCCCUUCAGAUUAAUAUUCAAAAUACCCGGAGUCGUUUUGAGGGGACACGCUCAGAAGUGUAUGAAUUAAUGAAGAGGUUUCAGGGGGCGCCACAGGAGUACAGACAGACCAGUCCCAUAAGUAGUGAGGGAUACCUCUUCGUCCAGGAAAAACGUCCUCCACCGUUCGGCUCCAGCUGGGUGAAGCGCUACUGCACGUUCGUCAAGGAACAGAAGCUUCUCCACAUGAUCACAUUUGACCCAAAAUCUGGGGGCAAGUUUGGUGAGACAGAGUCAGCCACUCUCAAGUCCUGUGUGAGAAAAACCACAGAUACUCUCGACCGACGAUUCUGUCUAGACAUAGAGAUCACAGACCGGCCCGGCACUGUGCUCACGGUGCAGGCUCUGUCAGAGGACGACCACCGGUUCUGGAUGCAGGCCAUGGGUGGCAAAGAACCGGUGCACCAUCUGGGGAGAACAUAUUCAAAAGAAAGAGGAAUUGAUGCACAGCUGGAUGAAGUUGGUAUAAAUUUUGUCAGGAACUCCAUCAAAGCUAUUGAAACAAGAGGUAUUAAUGAUCAGGGAUUGUACAGAGUGGUUGGUGUCAGCUCAAAGGUGCAGAAGCUCCUCAACGUAAUGAUUGAUGAGAAGAAUAAUGAAAUAGACUUGGCCACCUGUGAGGACUGGGAUGUGAAGACCAUCACUAGCGCACUAAAGCAGUAUCUAAGGAGUCUCCCUGAGCCAUUAAUGACGUAUGCUCUGUAUAAGGAGUUCAUCAUUCCUGCAAAGAGCGCGAGUCCGGAGUCCAGAGUUCAGGCUAUUCAUUGCUUGGUACACAAACUGCCUGAGAAGAACCAGGAGGUGCUGAGCCUGGUCACCAAACAUCUGGCAAAUGUGGUGGCUCACAGCAAGCAGAAUCUGAUGACUGUCGCUAACCUGGGUGUGGUGUUCGGCCCAACUCUUAUGCGACCUCAGGAGGAAACAGUGGCUGCCAUCAUGGACCUGAAGUUUCAAAACAUUGUAGUGGAGAUUCUUAUUGAGCAGCAUGAAAAGAUAUUUGGAGACAUUCCGAACUCGUGUCCUGCAUCAGCUCUGUCCCCGUUCACAGCUCCAACACGACAGUCAAAAAAGCAAGCACGUCAGACUCGACCCCUGGCCGUGUACAACCCUGAGGUUCUGGACCUCCACACAGAGUCUUCAUUGUCUGAGAGUGUAUCUCUGACCCCUGAUGAAGUAUCUCUGGGCAGUAACGAAUCCGUUUCCUCUCAGUCCUCCACGGCAUCAAUCUCAGAAACUCCACCUGAAAAGACUAAGAAUCCUUUUUGUGACACUCCAACCUGCACCGGCUUACAGAACUCUGGAUUGUGCUCAGGCAUGGCAUCAUGGAUGAACUCCCCGUCCCUAUUGUCUGACCCCAAAACUUCAGAAACUGAUGAAGCAGCUGGAGGAGAAAACGUAGAGAAACCUGCUGAAAGUGUCACGCUGAAGAAAGCCAAGGCCGUGUUCCCCUGCGAAGCCGAGCAUGACUCCGAACUCUCCUUCCAGGUCGGCGCAAUCUUCCACGCCGUGACCGAGUCUCGAGAGCCCGGCUGGCUGGAAGGAGAGCUGGAGGGUAAACGAGGGUUAAUCCCUCAGAACUACGUGGAAAUGCUGUAACACUCGGACAAACGGAAAAGUAAAAGAGAAAAACGACAGUUUCUAUACAUGGUAUCCAUGGUGUGGCCCGACCUCUUCUUUAGAUUACUUUUACGCUCUCCGUCUGUGCCACGAGUCGCCCGGUGCGGGUUUUAUCCAAAGCUUGAUUAAGUGGCUUACAUUUCAACAAACAUUGUUUUUCUUGUCUUAGCAUAUAAAAGUUAAUAUAAUCUUGAGUAUGUAUUGUACAUAUGAACUGUUGGGGUGAGUGGAUUGAUGUUUUUUUGAGUGUGUAUGUGUGUUUUAACUGAACAGGUUGGCUCUUUGCAUGAGUUUAUAAUGUACUUUAUAUUAUUUAAUAGAUCUAGUUGAUUUCAUUGCCUGUUAAAUGUGUGUUUGAGCUAAAUGUAUGACGACAGCAAAAAAAGUGAAAGCACUCUUCCGUUAUAUUGACGUUGACGUUUUGUUUAAGUAAACCUGAAGUGCUGGGCCAUAAAGUCACUACGAGCUGUUUGACAAAUCCAUAUGGAGCAAUUAUAUUUGUUUUAAUUUUAUAUGUACUGUAAAUGUUAAUGCAGUAAACGGCACCUAUAUCGUCCAAAUGAAAGUAUAAAUAAUAAUAAAAUAUUUUAAGAUCACCUGAACAGUAUUGAUAAGUCUUUAUGUCACGUAUUUCAUUAUUCUAGCAUCCAAAGUUUAAAGUUUGUUCUUUAUUUACCGACGAUGUGCACCAGUGGUGUAAUUAAAGACUGAUUUAUUCACAUCUGUACACAUUUCAGCUUUGCUUUUUAUCCUGUAGGUUCUCCUGUCGAAUGAUGUUAAAUAAAUAAAGGAUGUUUAUUCUUUG